Prosopis cineraria is the source of this 2149-nucleotide messenger RNA. Its product is annotated as trihelix transcription factor GTL2-like. Bases 213 to 1943 code for a protein of 576 amino acids. NCBI's taxonomy places the organism in Eukaryota, Viridiplantae, Streptophyta, Magnoliopsida, Fabales, Fabaceae. The transcript is spliced from 2 exons. The record is from RefSeq and is a predicted model, not a curated record.
CUCCUCUUCCACGCGAGGACAAAUUCAUUGAUAGACGUGAGAAGAAGAGAGAGAAGACUGCGAGGUUGGUGUUUUGUAAUGUUGCUUUGCUCGUUGCAUUUUGCCCAUUUAGGCAUUUGCAGUGAGCAGAAGGGGGCGAGAGAGAGAGAGAGAGAGAGAGGUGAACGGGUCUAAUUAGACGGAGGAAGAGAACUCCCGCUCAGAACACAAACAUGUUCGAUGGAGUCCCGGACCAGUUCCAUCAGUUCAUAGCACCCGGAACUUCAUCGCUUCCGCUUCACUUGUCUUUCCCUCUCAAUGCCUCUCUAACACCCAACACUAACACCUUCCCUACCUUCGAUCCUUUUCACUUGCCUCUCCAGCAACCCAAUCUCUUGCACUCCCUGCACCACCUGCCUCCUCCUCCUGCCCACAAGCACCAGCAAGACAAGCAAGAUGAUAGCAUGAGCAGAGUGUCCAUGAACCUGGAGAUUGAAAGAGAGAGGCAAUUACCUGAGCUCAUCGAUUCCUGCUGGACUCACGAUGAAGUGCUCGCGUUGUUCAGGAUCAGAUCUAGCAUAAAAACCUGUCUCCCAGACCUCACCUGGGAACAUGUCUCCAGGAAGCUAGCAGAGCUUGGAUUUAAGAGGAGUGCGGAGAAAUGCAGGGAUAAGUUUGAGGAGGAAAGUAGAUACUUGAACCACAUUAAUUACAACGAAAAUUAUCGGUUCAUUUGUGAGUUCGAACAAGAGCUUUAUCAUCAAGACCCUGAAGCUCUGGUUGGGACGGAAGAAAAGUCGACCCAGCAGCUGCAAAAGCCAAGGGAGGGACAAGACAAGACGUCGGGCCACGCAUUGGAAGAGAGUUCUACAGGACAUGACACAUCAGCACCCACCAUUACCAAACGCUGCGUGGUGGAAAAAUCAAAGCACAGAAAGCGAAAGAAGCAAGAUGGUAAGUUUGAGAUGUUCAAGGGCUUCUGUGAGAAUAUUGUCAGCAGGAUGAUGGCUCAACAAGAGGAGAUGCACAAUAAGCUUCUCGAAGACAUGCUCAGGAGAGACGAGGAGAAGUUUGCGAGAGAGGAGGCUUGGAAGAAGCAAGAGUUGGAUAGGAUGAAUAAGGAGCUCGAAAUGAUGGCACACGAGCAAGCUCUGGCGGGAAACCGGCAGGCCACCGUAAUAGAAUUCUUGAAGAAAUUCACUGCAAGCUCUCCCAGAGUAACGAGCGUUUCAGAUCCGAAAACAUCGCAUUCACAAAAUCUUCACUUUUCUGUUGAGAUCAGUAAGGAGAACGAUCCAGAGACCCCACCUUCUUCUACAAUGACACCGCCAAAUCAUCAAGAUAUAAUAACAGCUUCUGCAGCCUUACCCAUCACGUGCCCUAGUGCAGUAGCGGCAGUAGCAAAAAACCCUAGCUCAAGUCAGGCCCAGGAGACAUCAGAAGUUGCACAGAACCCUAGUUGUGUUGAUUCAGUCUCAACGUGCAAGGCGUCGUCGACGGGAUUGUCGAGCGAGAAAGGAGACGUGGGGAGGAGAUGGCCGAGGGAUGAAGUGUUGGCAUUAAUAAACCUGAGGUGCAGCCUGAAUAACAACAGCGAAGACAAAGAGGGAAACAAGGCUCCACUGUGGGAGAGAAUCUCGCAAGGGAUGUCAGAUUUGGGAUACAGGAGAAGUGCAAAGAGGUGCAAAGAAAAAUGGGAGAACAUAAACAAGUACUUCAGAAAAACCAAGGAUAUUAACAAGAAGAGAACGCGCGACUCCAGGACUUGUCCUUAUUUCCACCUCCUCGCCACUUUGUAUUCUCAAGGAAAGCUUGUUCCUGAUCAAUCUGAAUUAUUAAGGCCAGCGAGCCAAAUGGUUUCACCUCCGAGUCCCCCUCAAAUCCCACCACAGCCCCAAGCUCAACCUUCCCACCAAGUUAUUCACGUCGAUGAAGGUGAGAAUACUGCGAUGCAGUGCACCUGAAGUUUUGCAUGCAUGUGGAUUAUCGAUCUGUUUUAAUUAUUCAUUUCUCCAUUUCCAUGGCAUAUAAUAAUUAAGCGUCCCUUUUUUUUAAAAGCUUUCUUUUGUUGAUUCCUUCGCUAUUGAUCAACAGCAUAGAUCAUUAUAAUUAAUGUAUCCGGGUGCGCGCGCGCGCACACAUAUAUAUUAAAGGACUUAAAUUUUGGCGA